Messenger RNA from Dovyalis caffra, 3471 nucleotides. Lineage: Eukaryota; Viridiplantae; Streptophyta; Magnoliopsida; Malpighiales; Salicaceae. The record is from the annotation of a GenBank genome assembly.
AUGGAGAUCUCUUUAGUAGCUCAGCUACUGAACGACACUCUUAACCCCGAUAGCACCGUUGUUCACACAGCAACAGGAUCUCUCGAUGGACUCUCUCAUUUCCCUCAAUUUCCUUUCUCUCUCCUCUCCAUUUCCACCGGAGGCGAAAAUCAUGGUCAAAGAGUCGCAGCUGCCACGUACCUUAAGAACUUCACUCGGCGAAAUAUUAAUAGUGAAAAUCGGAAUUCAGAAUCAAAUGUCAGUAAGGAAUUCAAGGACCAGCUUAUGCGAUCUUUGCUUCAAGUGGAACCUCCGGUUCUAAAAGUAUUAGUUGAAACGUUUCGGAUUAUUAUUGUAGCGGAGUUCGUUAAGCAGAAUAAUUGGCCAGAACUUGUACCUGAAUUAUGGUCUGCUAUUCGAAAUAGUAAUCUAAUUAGCAGCAAUGCGAAUUGUGAAUGGAAAACUAUCAAUGCUCUUACGGUUCUUCAAGCGCUUGUUAGACCUUUCCAGUACUUUCUAAAUCCUAAAGUUGCUAAGGAGCCGGUGCCACAGCAAUUGGAGCUAAUUGGGAAAGAAAUUCUUGUACCAAUGUUAAAUUUAUUCCAUCAACUUGUUCAAAAGGCUUUGUCUACCCAGGGUCGAAUAGAAAUGGAAAUGGAGAAGAUACUUCUUAUUGUGUGCAAGUGCAUGUAUUUCACUGUGAGAUCGCAUAUGCCAUCUGUAUUAGUUCCUCUCCUGCCUUCAUUUUGUCGUAAUUUGAUCGGGCUUCUGGGUUCCUUGAGCUUUGAUUAUGGUGUUGCUCCAGAAGAACAAUGCUUGUUACGAUUGAAGACUGGAAAGAGGACUUUGCUCAUAUUCAGCACUCUGAUUACUCGACAUCGGAAGUAUUCUGACAAGUUCAUGCCAGACAUUGUAAACAGUGCUUUGAAGAUUGUCAGAUGUAGCACAAACAUCAGUAAGCUUGAUUUCCUUUCAGAGAGGAUUAUUUCAUUAGCUUUUAAUGUAAUUUCAAACGUCCUGGAGACUGGCCCUGGAUGGAGAUUAGUUUCGCCACAUUUUUCAUUUUUAUUGGACUCUGCAAUCUUACCAGCGCUGGUCCUGAAUGAAAAGGAUAUUUCUGAGUGGGAAGAAGAUGCAGAAGAGUACAUACGAAAGAACCUUCCGUCUGAACUUGAAGAAAUUUCUGGAUGGAGGGAGGAUCUGUUUACUGCCAGAAAAAGUGCAAUGAACUUGCUUGGUGUUAUUUCAAUGUCGAAGGGACCUCCCACGGGGACUUCUAGCAAUAUUUCUUCAGCCUCAUCCAAGCGUAAGAAAGGUGAAAAGAACAAGAGAAACAAUCAGCGCUGUUCUAUGGGAGAGUUGUUGGUGCUUCCAUUUUUAUCUAAGUUUCCCAUUCCUUCCGACUUUAAUGCAUCUGAAGCAAGAAUGAUAAAUGAGGAGCAAAAACCUGGAUAUAUAACCACUUUGGUUAGAACUCGGCUGCUACCACUUUAUGCGAUACCUGCAAGCUCACCAUAUUUGAUUGCUUCUGCAAACUGGGUUAUAGGGGAGCUAGCGGCCUGUCUAACAGAAGAGAUGAAUGCAGAUGUAUAUUCCUCAUUGCUUAAGGCGCUGGCAAUGCCGGAUGAUGAGGACACUUCUUGUUAUCCUGUGCGGAUUUCUGCAGCUGGGGCAAUUGCAGAGCUUCUUGAAAAUGACUAUCCGCCACCUGAGUGGUUACCUCUUCUUCAAGUUGUGAUUGGUAGGAUCAAUGUUGAAGAUGAAGAGAGUUCAAUAUUGUUUCAGCUUCUUAGUUCUGUGGUGGAGGCUGGUGAUGAAAGUGUUGCGGAUCAUAUUCCUUUUAUGGUCACAUCAUUAGUUGGAGCCCUCUCAAAAUCUAUACAUCCUAGCAUGGAAACAUGGCCUCAGGUGGUUGAAAGAGGCUUUGCAACAUUAGCAGUGAUGUCUCAAUCUUGGGAAAACUUCAUACCUGAAGAGACUGAGCAGAUUGAAUCAAGUGAAAAGUGGGUAUGUGGUCGAACUGCCAUCGGUAAAGCGUUUUCAGCACUGUUGGAACAGGCUUGGCUUGCUCCCAUGCAUCCAGUGGAUGGUGAGGUGCGACCCACUCCAACAUGCUUAGAUGAUUCUUCGACGCUGCUACAAUCUGUUAUGCUAUCUGUUACUGGAAGCAAUGCAAUUCAACAGCUUAAACUAUCUGAAUUGUUGCUGGUUUGGGCUGAUCUGAUUGCUGACUGGCAUGCUUGGGAAGAGUUGGAAGAUUUGUCAGUCUUUGACUGCAUUAAGGAAGUUGUUAGUCUACACAGGAGAUAUGGGCUGGAGAAUUUUAUCGUUGGACAGAUGCCAUCACCUCCCGCCCCACCAGUGCCACGGCAAUCUAUCAUUGAAGGCAUUGGUGCUUUUGUAAGUGAGGCCAUCUCACAAUAUCCAUCUGCAACUUGGAGGGCUUCCUCGUGCGUUCAUAUACUACUAAAUGUUCCAAGCUACUCAUUUGAGGCUGAAAAUGUGAAGCAGUCCUUGGCAACUGCUUUUAGCCAGGCUGCAUUUUCUCGUUUUAGAGAAAUUCAAAGCAAGCCCUGUUCACUGUGGAAACCUUUGCUGCUUGUUAUAUCAUCAUGCUAUUUGUGCUAUCCUGACACCGUGGAGGCCAUUUUAGAGAGGUAUGCAGAGGGAGGCUUCACAAUUUGGGCUUCUGCUAUUGCUUUUGUGUGCUCUGGCUCUUUCGAGCCUGGUCUUUCAACAAACUCCGAGAUAAAGUUAACAGCAAUGACUUUGGUCAAGGUGAUUGAGGGAUUGUUAGGACAGCAGAAUUCAGGGGUUGGUUUGUCAAGGGACUGCUUUAAAUCAUUGAUGGAGGCAUUGGUAAGGUUGAAAGAAGUGCAGGAUGAAAUGGAGGAAGAUGAAGAAGACAGAGAGGCCGAAGAAGAUGAUGAAGAUGAAGAUGACGACAGCGAUGAGGAUUCUGAGGGGGAUGAACUUGAAGAAACUGAAGAGGAGUUUUUGGAAAGGUAUGCAAAAGCAGCCACUGCCUUGGAGAAUGGUACGGUUGUUGAAGAGGGAGAUGUGGAAGAUCAGGAGCAUGAAAUUGAGCUGGGUUCUUUGGAUGAAGUAGAUGAGGAGAAGGUUGUUUUGUCAUUGAUAGAGAGGUUCCACCAUGUCCUCAUACAAGGGCAUGACAUACCAUCCCAUGUAUCCAACAAAUUAAUCGAUGCACUCUGCAAGGAAACAUCAAACCCGGAAUUCUGCAGAAAUACUCUCAAAAGUAACUCAGAGACCAAGCAAACAGAUAUGGAUGAGCUUGGAAUCAUUACUGUCAUGUCGGCUACGGCACAGGCAAGAUUAAACAAGUAUAUUGUCAAGUCCAUCCUUCAAAAUGAGAACGAUGGAGUAACGAAGGACAAGCUCUCUACCUGCCAAAUUGAUUAUGAAGUAACAUUGGGCAAGCUAAAGAGUGCCUACAGGUCAUCUUAUAUAAGGGCAUGGGAAGAUUGGUGA